Schistosoma mattheei is the source of this 282-nucleotide messenger RNA. Lineage: Eukaryota; Metazoa; Platyhelminthes; Trematoda; Strigeidida; Schistosomatidae. The record is from the annotation of a GenBank genome assembly.
AUGCCAAGAAAUGCAGAAGUCCAUAUAUGGCACGGGAAAUACCCUGUUGCAGGAAUAUGCAAAAAUAGAAAACACCGAUUGGUGGGACUUCAAGAACAAUUGUCGAAAGAGGGACAUACUACUUAUCUCCACGAUUUGAGUGACUUUUAUGAAAUCACCGAAAUAAAAGUUAAUGAAGAGGUUGUUCAUCACUGCAAAAUUACUGAUUUUCAGUUUGGAGGUGAUGGGGAGCUGGAUCCGCUAUGCAAACUAAUUGUAGAUAAAGUCAAUACUGCAUAUUAA